UCGUAUCCAAAAAAGUCGUUGAAAACACUGAAGUUGAAGCAGGGGAAAAGCAGUCGUUGUGUGCACAGAAAUCGGCCAUGGAAGGAGGCGCACAGUAUAAUCCUCGCACUGUGGAGGAAGUUUUGAAGGAUUUGAAAGGCCGUCGUGCCGGUUUGAUCAAAGCCCUUACCACUGAUGUGGAGGAAUUUUAUCAACAGUGUGACCCUGAAAAGGAAAAUCUUUGCCUCUAUGGAUUUCCAAGCGAGCAAUGGGAAGUCAAUUUGCCAGCUGAGGAGGUGCCUCCUGAGCUUCCAGAGCCAGCACUAGGUAUAAACUUUGCCAGAGAUGGGAUGCAGGAAAAGGACUGGUUGGCCCUAGUUGCUGUUCACAGUGAUGCAUGGUUGCUCUCUGUUGCCUUUUAUUUUGGUGCCAGAUUUGGUUUUGACAAAGCUGAUAGGAAACGCCUGUUCAAUAUGAUAAAUGAGCUGCCAACAAUUUAUGAAAUUGUCACUGGAGCUGCCAAGAAGCAAGUAAAAGAUAGAUCAUCAUCAGUCUCUAAUCAUAGCAGCAACAAAUCCAAGUCAAACUCUAAAUUGGGUAAAUACGCAAAGGUUGAAGUAAAAGAUGAGGAAGAUGGAUUAGAUGAAGAGGAGGAAGAGCAUGGUGAUACCCUCUGUGGGGCAUGUGGCGAGAACUAUGCUUCAGAUGAAUUCUGGAUUUGUUGCGACUUAUGUGAGAGGUGGUUCCAUGGGAAUUGUGUGAAGAUCACACCUGCGAAGGCUGAGCAUAUAAAGCAGUACAAAUGUCCAUCAUGCAGCAACAAGAGGCCACGCCCUUGACAUCCUGUUGAAUUCCACCAUUAUAUUUGUCUCAUGUAGGACUCAGCAUACUGUCACAUUACGUACAUCAACAUAUGGCAUGUUCAUCCAAAUCUGGUUGUUGCUCUUUGUUUUUUGGAUAAUGUACUAGAUAAAAUUGCUAGGGUACUCCUCCAUUUGACUCUAAAUUGGAGGAGGUAGGGAUGUUCUUGUAGCUAGGAAAGAAUCUUUCUGUGAUUAAUGCUAACUUGUGUAAAAUUUAGCUGUUGAACCCUGAUGUUUGAUUUUGAAAAAUUGUGUUAAUCUUGCUGGUAUGAAUCGAUUGUGUGGUUA
Molecule: messenger RNA, 1130 nt
Organism: Solanum pennellii
Lineage: Eukaryota; Viridiplantae; Streptophyta; Magnoliopsida; Solanales; Solanaceae
Product: PHD finger protein ALFIN-LIKE 4-like
Exons: 5
Coding region: 78-818 (246 amino acids)
Biological process (GO): regulation of DNA-templated transcription
Cellular component (GO): nucleus
Molecular function (GO): transcription coregulator activity; histone binding; transcription cis-regulatory region binding
Source: RefSeq, a predicted model, not a curated record